GGAAGCUUCGGCGACUGCAUUUUUGUGAUAAUUUCCUAGUAAAAUAAUCAAUUUGGCAAGGUGUGCCAUAGAAUUACGGACCCCUAGAGCGAAAUGGGGACGAUAUCCGAUGGAUGUCGGCUGUGUUUGGAUCCAUUUGCGGAAAAUUUUAUCACCAUCAAGAGCCCACAGUUGAAGGAGCAAAUGGAAAAGGUUUUCAGCUUUGUGAUCGAAUCCAAACCAGGAUGCUCCACCAGCGUAUGCCAGAGCUGUUGGUACACAAUCUCCGAGUUCUACAAGUACUCAGAGAAAGUACGCCAGAAUCAGGAACUCCUAAAUGGUGACACAACUACCAUCGAACCACCAACCGACGACUGCAAGGUCCCAUUCGAAACCAUAAAAGUCGAGCCAACAAUACCGAGUGAUUGCGAUUUGGACGAUUCAACCGUGGUAUCCGCUGAACUAAUGCUGAAGACAGAACUCCCAAACAAGACACCGGAUCCCACCGUCAGUGAUGAUGAUGAUUCGUAUAAGUCACCUCGUCGGAGAAAUCCAUCAACCGGGAAGCGAAGAGGUCGCCCGAGGAAACGGAAAGCCGAAGACUCCGAGUCGGAAACCGAGAAGCCGAAGAAGCCCGAGAAAGCUCCCGCCAGACCUCAGGAAGAGAUCGACAAAGAAGAUCAACUGCUGAACGAACACUUCCGCAUGGUUUGCGAGCUUUGCAGUGCAACGGCGCCGAACUUCAAUCUGCUGCACAGUCAUUUCCGAAGGAUACACAAACGACGAAUCGGGUACGUAGUUUGCUGCAAUAAGAAACUGUUCAAACGUCGGUCGCUGCUGGAGCACAUCACUUUUCACGCCGAUCCGGAUGCAUUCCGGUGCAAGGUGUGCAACAAAAAGUACAAGAACAAGGACACCCUGGACAUGCAUAUGCUGGAUAUGCACUCGAACGAAGAUCAGCGCCCGUUCAAGUGCGAUCACUGUCCGCAAUCUUUCGCGCGGAAAAAUGCUCUCGUUUUGCACAUGGAGAGCCAUCAGAAGUUCGAGUGCUCGCAGUGUGACAAGCUGCUGUCCAGCAAGCAAGCUCUCAAGACGCACGUGGUCAACAUGCACAGCGACAAGGAUCGUUCGAUGGUUUGCGACACCUGCGGCCAGGAGUUCCGGUCCAAGCAGUGCUUCGAGCGGCACGUGAACGAGCACAUGGGAAUUGUGCAGCGGUUUCAGUGUGGCAUCUGCCAACGGUGGCUGAAGGGGGAACGCAAUUUUCAGAACCAUAUCAAUUUCAUCCACGACCAGAAGGGACAGGUCUUCAAGUGCGACGUCUGCCAGCAGGACUAUCCGAAUUUGCGAGCUCUACAGAGUCACAAGCGGGCGGUUCAUGCCGAGGCGAAGUACGAGUGUGAGUUCUGCGGGAAGAAGUUCAGGAAGGCGGUGGCGUUGAAGGAACACCGGACAACCCACACGGGCGAGGUGCUAUAUUCCUGUGAGGUAUGCGGAGUGGCAAAGAACUCCAAAGCUAAUCUGUACGCACACGUCAAGCAAAGGCACCCGGUGGAGUACGCGGAGAAGAAACUGAGGGCAGAACAGUCGAAUGCUCCUCAGGCGUGAGUUUGGAAAGAGAUG
Messenger RNA from Ochlerotatus camptorhynchus, 1602 nucleotides. RefSeq names its product transcription factor grauzone-like. The transcript has 3 exons. Lineage: Eukaryota; Metazoa; Arthropoda; Insecta; Diptera; Culicidae. The record is from RefSeq and is a predicted model, not a curated record. Gene Ontology annotation, molecular function: RNA polymerase II transcription regulatory region sequence-specific DNA binding; DNA-binding transcription factor activity, RNA polymerase II-specific; zinc ion binding. Gene Ontology annotation, cellular component: nucleus. The coding region runs from base 94 to 1587 and encodes 497 amino acids. Gene Ontology annotation, biological process: regulation of transcription by RNA polymerase II.